This is a messenger RNA of Mercurialis annua (annual mercury), 1687 nucleotides long. RefSeq names its product UDP-glycosyltransferase 90A1-like. The record is from RefSeq and is a predicted model, not a curated record. The transcript has a single exon. Gene Ontology annotation, molecular function: UDP-glycosyltransferase activity. The coding region runs from base 65 to 1486 and encodes 473 amino acids. Lineage: Eukaryota; Viridiplantae; Streptophyta; Magnoliopsida; Malpighiales; Euphorbiaceae.
UGAAAUUUGAAGCAAUAGUUAUCAUUUUUGGCAUCAUCUUGAAUCAAGCAAAACAGAGAACAAGAUGACUGAAAAUACAUCACAGUAUCAUGUCGCUUUGUUCCCUUUCAUGUCUAAAGGCCACACCAUUCCCCUCCUCCACCUAGCCCACCUCCUCCUCCGCCGCGGCAUCACGGUCACCAUCUUCACCACUCCGGCAAACAAACCCUUCAUGGCAUCAUAUCUUGCUGAUGAAACCACUGCGUCUUUAAUUGUUUUACCCUUCCCUCAGAAUGUCCCAAAUAUUCCUACUGGUAUUGAGAGCACUGAUAAGCUCCCUUCCAUGUCACUUUUUCCUUCGUUUGCGCUCGCCACCAAGCUUAUGCAGCCAGAUUUUGAGCAAGCCCUCGGCAAUCUUCGACCAGUGAGUUUCAUGGUUUCUGAUGGUUUCUUGUGGUGGACGUUAGAGUCUGCAAACAAGUUUGGUUUUCCAAGAUUGGUGUCCUAUGGCAUGUCUAAUUACUCUAUAUGCCUGACGAGAGCUGUACGCGAUGAAGGACUUCUUUCUCGAGCGGAGUCUGAUGAUGAACAGAUCACAGUCGCUCGGUAUCCAUGGAUCAAGAUCACUAGAAAUGACUUUGAGCCUUCUAUUAUAGAAGAUGAACAAAAGGGUAAUCAAAUCGAGCAUAUGAUGAAGGUAGUAGCUGCUUCAAAAAGUAGUUAUGGCUAUGUAGUCAACAGUUUCUAUGAACUAGAACCGGUUUUCGUUGAUUACUUCAACCGUCAAUCCGAAGCAAAGGCUUGGUGUGUCGGACCCCUUUGUUUAGCCAAGCUACCGAAGGUCGUCCUUAAAUCUUCAUCUCAUCAUCAGAAACCCAUUUGGAUAAAAUGGCUAGAUGAAAAACUAGAGCAAGAGAAGCCGGUUCUGUAUGUAGCAUUCGGGUCUCAAGCAGAGAUUACGCCGGACCAACUCAAGGAGAUCGCAAUAGGAUUGGAGAAGUCAGAUGUGAACUUUUUGUGGGUGACGAGAAAUAAGGAAUCAGAUCUAGGAGAUGGUUUUGAAGAGAGAGUUAAAGACAGAGGAACCAUAGUAAGAGACUGGGUAGAUCAAAUGGAGAUACUUGAGCACCGGAGCGUUCAAGGAUUCUUGAGCCAUUGCGGAUGGAAUUCAGUUUUAGAGAGCAUAUGCGCAGGAGUGCCUAUUCUUGCGUGGCCAAUGAUGGCAGAACAACCUUUGAAUGCAAAAAUGGUGGCGGAAGAGAUAAAAAUAGGGAUCAGACUAGGAACGCGUAUGGGGACAGAGCGACAGUUGGUGAAGGGAGAAAGAUUGGAGAAGAAGGUGAGAGAGCUGAUGUGGGGGAAUAAAGGAAAAGAAGUGGCGAAAAGAGUGAAGGAAUAUGCAGAGACGGCCAGGACAGCAAUGGCGGAAGGGACUGGGUCGUCAUGGCGCACGUUAGACAUGCUGAUAAAUGAGAUAUGCCGGAAACAGCAACAAGAAGUGAAAUGAAUUUGAUUUAACCGUAAAAUCUAGUUUAUGUAAUAAAAAGUUUCAUACAUCAUAUCAUAAACAUCAUGGAGUAUCUUAACUAACAAACAGUAGAAAUACAUUCUGGUGCUGAUGCGCUAUCAUCAGCCAAAAGUUUGAUCUACUGAGCUAGGGAAAUUGAGAGCUCAAUAAACAAACAAAAUGCUGCAAAUUUUGAUUUCA